Molecule: messenger RNA, 1105 nt
Organism: Darwinula stevensoni
Lineage: Eukaryota; Metazoa; Arthropoda; Ostracoda; Podocopida; Darwinulidae
Source: the annotation of a GenBank genome assembly
CAUUGUCAUCACCACCAUUGCUGAACAAGCGAUACGUUGCGGUAUGCCUUACGUUAACUCGCGUUGGUUAGGUGGUAUGCUUACCAACUUCAAAACAAUUAAAGCUUCCGUAAAAAAACUUCAAGACAUGGAUGCCGCCAUUGAAAAUGGCGAUUUGGACAAAAUGACCAAAAAAGAAGGGCUUUUAUUUCAACGUGAACGUGCUAAACUCGAAAAAUCGAUUGGUGGCAUCAAAAACAUGGCGCAUUUGCCCGAUGCCUUGUUUGUGGUUGAUGUUGGGUACCACAAAAUCGCUUUAAUCGAAGCCCAAAAACUUGGUAUUCCCGUUAUUGGCGUGGUUGACACGAACCACUCUCCUGAGGGUGUUGAUUACAUCAUUCCCGGAAAUGAUGAUGCUAGUAAAGCGGUAGAGUUGUAUACAACAGCUAUGGCCGAUGCCAUUUUACAGGGUAAAGAAAAAGCAACCACCUCUGUCGUUGAAGCAAUUCGUGCUGAAGACGGCUCAGAAGAAGCUUUUAAUACAAAUGGCAGCUAUUACAGCAGCAAUGGUGAGUUACGUGCCAAAACCGAUGCCCCAAUGAUGGAAUGCAAAAAAGCUUUAGUUGAAGCUGAUGGCGAUAUUGCAAAAGCGGAAGAAAUUUUGCGGGUUCGUUUGGGAAACAAAGCUAGUAAAGCUUCGGAUCGUAUUACGGCUGAAGGUAUUAUUGCCGUAGCCGUUGAUGGUGGCACAGCAUCGAUGGUAGAAGUUAACUGUGAAACCGACUUUGUUUCAAAAAAUGAUGAUUUUUUAAAAUUUGCUAACGAUGUCGCUAAUUUAGUCGUCAAAAACAACCCCGCGGAUGUCGCAAGCCUUUCUGAACUCAAAAUCGGUAACGAUACCGUUGAAGCUGUUCGCACCGCGUUAGUCGGUAAAAUUGGUGAAAAUAUUAGUAUUCGCCGCUUUAGCCGUUUCGAAACCCCUAAUAAGUUAGCAUCGUAUAUUCACAAUGGCCGAAUUGGUGUUUUGGUUGAGUAUAGUGGUGAUGACAAUGCUGGAAAAGACACAGCUUUACACAUCGCAGCAAUGAAACCUGUUGCCUUAUCAAGCAACGAGGUUGACGAGCAA